AUGACUCAGCACAGUGUCAAAAGGACGUAUGAAUGCUUGUACACACACCAGAAAAUACAGAAAAGUAAAAAAUGGCAAGAAGGUUAUUGCGAAAUUAUAGCUAGCUAUGGCGUUAUAAAAAUAAAUCUCCUAAAUCAAAACAAAAGCUGUAUUGAAAGCUCAAUAAGUAACAUAAUAAAUUUUCAUAAUGUUGAAGAGGAGAUAGAAUUAUCAAAUCAUUUAAUUCAAUUUGUUGAUAUUAGCAAUUAUGUAGAAAAUGUAAUUAAAAGCGAGACAGUCAAGAAAAGAACGAAUGGGUUUACAACACAAGAAGAUAAAGAAUUAUGUAAAAAUAAAAAAAAAAUAAAAAUUAUUGAACACUCGGGGAUUCAUAGUAAUAUUACUACUUCUACAACGGAUAAUAAAGUACCCGAAAUUAAGAACGAUGUUGUAUUCCCUAUUAGGAAAACAGAUAGAUAUGUGCGAGCCAAUAGAAAAUUUGAAAUUCCAAGAAGGAUUGAUGAACAUGUGGAAAUAAAUAAGAAGGAUCGUUUAGGAGGAGAAUAUAUUGAGGAAACGAGGAAAGGAAUGAGGGAAGAUGGGACACACAAUUCGGAAAGCUAUCCUUUGGAUGAAACAUCUCGUGGUGCAUUCCCAUUUGAGAUAGGAAAAAACAAAAGAGAAAUAUAUGAACAACAAGAGGAAGAACUUAACGAAGAGGGCAACAACGAACAGUUCAGUGUAACUUACACAAACAUACACAUGUUUAAUAAGAAGAAAAAUGUAAAGUGGUAUGAUGGUUACGUUAUAAAAAAAAAAAAAAAAGGUGUGUUAGAAUUAUACAAUAAUUCAGAAGGAAGGUUGUACAUACGAAAUUGUGAUAACAAUAUAUAUAAUGAAGAAUAUGUACAAUUUGGAAAUUAUAUUGUAUACAAUGACUUUUGUUCCAAAUUUGUUAAGAAUGAAUUUUCUUCUCUUUCUGAGAAACCAAGGAGAAUUAACGGUAUGUCUAAAAUUAGGAUUAUGAAAAAUGCUAACAGAACACGUGCAAACUUGCACUGUCUACAUGGUGGUAAUGUCAGCAAACGUGAUUCUGCAAAUUCGAACCUGUCCAAUAUGAAAAAAGAAAAUAGCUCAGUUGAUCAUACGAGCAGGAAUUUUGUCAGAGAUACGAGCAGCUAUUCAGAUUCGAACUGCAGUUCAAAUUCAGACGCUGGUUCAGAUGCUUCCCCAUAUUUAACUGCUCCAGAUCGAAAGACAAACAAAAGCUUGCACACAGAUGCAGAAAACUCGCACAAGAAAUAUUCAAAAAAGGAAGAUAGUCACGUUCAUAAUUCUCGUGUUAAGCAUACCCAAAUGGAUACUCUAACAAAUGACAAAAAGGAAUUAUGCAAAGAUGCAAAUUUAUGUGACAGACAGAAUUGGACAAAACAAAGUGAUUCCUUGGAGGGAUGCACAUUUACUCAUGUGAAACAGAAUGAUGAUGGACGGAAGGAUAAACAAGAAUUUCCUUUUUUCAAAAAUAGAGAUAGUUGCACUGAUGUAUUUCUUUGUUUACCACGCAAUCAGAAACAUAACAUGUAUGAGGAGAUAAUAAAUAUAGGGAAAAUGGCUAUUCAGAAUAAUUUCUCAACUAUUAACACUUUUAGAAAUGUUAUGAAACUUCGACUAGGAUGUAACCUGAUGAGAAAGCCUGUGACAAAGAGGAAUAUUCUCAACUCUGUCUCAUUCAAAGUGGCUAGUGAUGAACCAAAUUAUCAAGAUGGUCUACAAUCCCUUUGUGAGGAAAUUUCUCCAAAUGAAUAUACACAAGACAUGCACAAUAUGAGAGAAAGAAAAAAUUGGGAUAAGAAGCUCGAUGGAAGUUCCAUGGGAGCAAACUCGAGGAUGAAAACAGGGGAAGAUGAAGACCAGUUCUCGUCGGAAGAAGACAUAAAAUCAGAAUCUAAUUUUGAAUCCAACUUAGAAAUCGGGCACGAAAUUGGUCAAGCGGUCAAGCAUGAAAUUGGUCAAGUAGCCCAACAUGAAAUUGGUCAAGUAGCCCAACAUGAAAUUGGUCAAGUAGCCCAACAUGAAAUUGGUCAAGUAGACCAACAUGAAAUCGAUCAAGCAGCCCAACAUGAAGCCGAUCAGGUAGCCAAGCACAAAAUUGGUCAAGUAGCCAGACACGAAGCCGAUCAGGUAGCCAAGCACAAAAAUGAUCAAGUAGCCAGGCACGAAGCCGAUCAAGUAGCCAAGCACGAAGCCAAGCCAGAAACAAAACCGGAGGAGCGAUCGACAUUACACCAUCUGGUGACUCCACAAAAGAAUACCAAAGAAGAUGACCUGUGUCCAAAUGUGUACGAAAUAAAAAACAUGAACAACUUUGCUUGCGCGAACAGUGGGUUCAGUGCAAGCGAUAUUGAUAAUAUCAAUAGAGAGAAUUUAUUCCUACCCAUACAUGUUAUGAUAUUAAGAGAAAAAGCACAUAUAAAAAAAAAAUUAGAUGAAUUAAAAUAUUUUAAAAUACCCAAUUUUUUUCUGAAUAAAUCAGAAUAUAUUUCUUGCUUUAUGAACGCCACUCUUUACCAAAUUUAUUACGAAAUAGAAAAUAAAAUUUUAUCUGUUCAUCACCACUUGAUACCUCUGUUAGGUGAGUUAAGUCGUUAUUCAGGGUUCAGGGGAAGUAGCCACCUAAGCAUUAAUGGAUCAAUGGGUAUGGGAUGGAGAAAUGGACAAUCUACGAAUUAUAAAAGAGGUAUCGGAUUUCCAAGUGUAAAUUUUACCAAGGAUGGAAAGUGUGUAAAUGAGAACAUCACAAGGAUUCAAGAUAAGAGGAAAAAUUACAGCCAUGAAGAGGAUGAUUACAUCUUGGCCAUGCAAAAUGUAGAAGUGAUUUGCAGCUCAUCAGGAGAAACAAAAGGAAAAUUUAUAAGUAAGUUCUCCCAAGGGAAUAGCAAAAGUAUGAAAAGAUUUUUUCUUAGAAGAACAGAAAAAAAUUUUUUAUUUGUAGACAGGAAAAAGAAAAUACAACUUACAAAAGAUGAUGAUUUGAAUAAAUAUAUACAUAUGAACCAUUUAAUUAUUAUGAGUAAAAAUAAUUCGUAUGUAGAAAAUGUCGAUUUACUAAUUUUUAUAACCAAAUGGAGCAGGUUCAAGGAGAAUCAUAUCGAGAUAUAUCCAUUAACCAUAAAUACAUUUACAUAUAUGAAUGAACAAUUUGAUGUGGAAGAAAAUAUAAAGUCAAAGGAAUUUCUUUAUUUUAUAAAAAAACACAAAAUAAAAACUUUUUCUUCUUGUCUAUUUUUGAUUAAUUUAGGACAAUAUAUAGAAAAUUUAAAGCAUCUUUUUUACUUUUUUCAAAAUUUAAAUAAAGAAAAAGUUCCAUUAAACAGGUUCUAUAUCCCUCCUUAUAUGCCCAAACGAGAUAUAAUAAACCUCGAUAGCUUAUGCCUCCAACUUGGAAUAAAAACACGUGCAAGCGUCUCGUCUUUUGAGUUGAUAAAUCUGAAUAAUGUUGACGUUGGGUACAAGAACAAGCUUCUGAGAAAGCUUAAAUGGAAUGAAAAAUUAAACAACAAGCAGAAGCUUGUGAUUGAGUGUGUGCUGGAUUGGUUCACCUACAGGAAAGAACAGAAUCUUAAGCGGAGCCGUAAAGAGAGCCACGAAAAGGGCCACGAAGAGGGGUACAACCAGAACCACGAACUGAGUCAUAACCAGAAUCAAACUGGGGUUCUACAUGACCAGGCCAUGGCGAACAGGAAAGAGCAGAAUCAGCUCCAUGUACCCAAUUCCAAUCCAGCUUCUGCAUCGGAUGGAGAAAAAUCAAGUGAGACGUUACACCAACGUGGAAGCAGUAUCCUUGUCAACGGAAUAUUUGGAUCCGGAAAAAGCACUCUCAUAUGUAAUGUCAUAUGGUAUCUCAACAAAGUAUUGGCUUUAGAAGAGAGGAAUUCGAAAGGCAGACGUGGUAGAAGUGAUGGAAGUAGUCGGAGCGAUGGGAGUGACGGAAGACAAAAACUCUUACAGCAACAGAUGAACCAACGAAGACUCGGGAGGGAAAAGAAGAAAAUCCUACUCAUGUGCAAUACAAAUUUGGGUAUAGACAAUAUCUUGCUAAAGUUAAAAUUCGAGUUUGACUUUCAUGACUAUGCUAGAAUAGGAAACAUUUUUGAAAUAAAUUUUUUUUUAAUUACAAAUUUUAUCAGCAUCAACUCGAAAGACGAAAGGCAUGCUCACGAAGUUAGAAACUACCUGAACAAUUUUGUGCACUCUUCAGCAGAAGGCCAAAUCGGUGAUGCGGUCGCCUCGAAAGAUGCACUCGUGUCGAAAGAUGCAGUGGUGUCGAAAGAUUCAAUCGCUUCCAAUGAUGUAAGCAUCUCCAAUGAUGUAACGAUGCCCAAUGAUGUAACGAUGUCCAAUGAUGUAACGAUGUCCAAGGAGGAAACCGCUUCCAGUGAGAAGCUGCACAAAAUAAAAGACAUGAACACGCUAUUGUCGACUCUGAAGAAGAAGAAUCAACUGGUUCUGAGGAACAAAUACAAGAACAAGAGAGUGAUUGCAGGUACAUGUAAGAGUUUAGAGAUAUUUGAAAAAUUAAGUAGAAUAAGAAAAAGUAUUGAUUACUUAAUCGUGGAUGAGUGUACACAAAUAGACGAAUUGACACUUUUCAAAUUUUUCUUGAAAUUCGAAAUAAAGAAGUUUCUUUUUAUUGGGGAUGUGAAACAACUAGGAUUUGUUUUCAAAAGUCCAAGUGAUUUAACUAGAAGCAUGUUUUCUAGACUCAUCGAAAAUGAACUGUUUAUUGCAUACCACUUGAAAGGGCUCAGUGCAGAAUUAGAUCAAUACGAUGACAUGCAAAUACAGUUCGAAAAAACCAUAGAUGAUAUUAUGAAAACAGUUAGGAAUUUAAACGCAGAAGAAUAUUUUACUUUAAAAAAACAUGUAUAUGAUCAUAUGUUCGUUUUGCAUGAGGAUGAAUGCAAUAAAAAUGUAAGUACUACCGAUGAGAACAUGAAAGAAAGGGGUUCAUCACAUUAUGUGUCCGAUUCAGAAGAAAAUAAAAUUGUGGAAAAAAAAAAUCAACCUAAAAUAAAUGAACUUAUACGAAUGAACGAACAGUUCAGGUGUCAUCCCAAUAUCAGCAAUAUAUGUAGUCAUCUAUUUUACAAUGGAAAAAUUAAAAAUGCAAAGUGUACAGAAAAAAUACCAAUAAUGUACCAGAGGUACGAAUCACAUGUGAAUUUAAUAUUAAUCAGAAAAAAUCUCAGAGAAAUGAAGUUCAAUGCACCAUUCAUCAAUAUUGUAGAAGCAAAUAUCAUCCUGACCAUUUGUGAAAACAUGGUAAAGUGUAAUAUAAACCCUGAACACAUUGGAAUAAUUUCUCUCUUCAAAAACCAAGCGUUUUAUAUUAAAAAUAAAAUAAAGAAGUCAUCAAAUUAUACGGUUCUUAGAAAUAUAAAGGUUAGUACAGUUGAUUCUUUUCAAGGCAUUGAGAAGGAAAUUAUUUUCUUUUCUUGUGUCUUGGAUGCCAUAUCAUGUGGAGGUACUUCUAAGGGUACGAAGUCUGCUGGAGGCACUGUAGAAGAAAUGGGUGAUGAUAAAGAGAAAAACGUCCAUUCCAAUGUUGAGAUGGAUUCGUCCAACUUGUCAUCAAACCCAUCAUCAGGAAACUUUACAAAGGACACUUUCCAAUCAUUUUAUGAAAAUAAAAAUCGUAUAAAUGUUGCUCUCAGUAGGGCAAGAAGUCAACUAAUAAUCGUGGGUCACAACAGUUUUGUUGAACGAAGUAGUGUGUGGAGUUAUAUCAAAUCACAAUCGCGAGUUUACUAUUAUGAUUAA
This is a messenger RNA of Plasmodium gonderi, 5799 nucleotides long. RefSeq lists its product as hypothetical. The record is from RefSeq and is a predicted model, not a curated record. The coding region runs from base 1 to 5799 and encodes 1932 amino acids. The transcript has a single exon. NCBI's taxonomy places the organism in Eukaryota, Apicomplexa, Aconoidasida, Haemosporida, Plasmodiidae.